Messenger RNA from Vitis riparia (riverbank grape), 2224 nucleotides. Its product is annotated as putative E3 ubiquitin-protein ligase XBAT34. Gene Ontology annotation, molecular function: protein binding. The record is from RefSeq and is a predicted model, not a curated record. The coding region runs from base 251 to 1744 and encodes 497 amino acids. The transcript is spliced from 9 exons. Lineage: Eukaryota; Viridiplantae; Streptophyta; Magnoliopsida; Vitales; Vitaceae.
CUGAAAAAGUUUCUGUCUCACACCCAGAAUUUUCUCAGAAUUCCACAUUUUCUGAAUCUUCUCCAGACAAUUCACAUAUAAUCCCAUUCCUUUCAAGCAUUAUCUCCCUACAAUCCCAUCCACCCUUUACGAUAUUUUAAAUUUCGGUUUAUUCAGACCCAGAUUUUGCUCUGAUUUACCCUUUCGGGAUUUUUUUUCUUCUGUUUUCGUUUUUUCUGUGACUGGAAGGUUUUUUUCGAGUUUUGAGAUCAUGGGUCAGAGUGCUGGUUCAAUGGGUGGGCGUCAAUCCAAAGAUGAGUUACUGUACCAACAUGUAGCUACCGGAAAUAUAGAGGCUAUCAAAGCUCUUUGCAGAGAAGGUGCUAGCCUUGAGUGGUUUGACAGUGAAGCAAAAACCCCUCUUAUCGUGGCCUGCAUGGAUUCAAACCUAAUUAUGGUUGCCCAAACUCUGAUUGACCUGGGUGCAAAUGUCAAUGCUUAUCGGCCUGGGCGUGAAGCAGGUACUCCCUUACAUCAUGCAGCUAAAAGAGGCCUGGACCAGACUGUUAAGUUACUUCUCUCUAAAGGAGCAAAUGCUUUAGUGAGGAAUGAUGAUGGUCAAACGUCACUUGAUGUUGCUAGAAUAAAUGGCUACAUCAAUGUUGUCCGGACAAUUGAGAAUCAUAUUUGCCUUUUCUCUGGUUGGUUGCGGGAGUUGCAUGGUCCAGGCUUUCUCAAAGCAUUAGCUCCUCAGUUGUUGUCAAGAAAAAUUUGGGUUGUUAUUAUACCUUCUGGUUUCAAUAAUCCAUCAAAACCUCUCAGACUGGAGCUUGUCAUGUAUUCUAAUUUUCAGGAUGCCCAGCCUUGUACAGUUAUUGCUCUUGGGAAUGUCAACAUUGAGGAACCAAAAUUCCACCAAUCAGAUCCAGCGCUGAUAAUUUUUGACAAGUCCAACAAGACUCGAUACAAGCUAGCAUCUGCCAAUGAGGGUGACAAGCAGCAACUUCGGUGGUUAUACAAUGCUUGCAGAGGAAUUCCUCAGGUUUUGCCUACUCCAAUGCUUCAUGAUGCCCGACCUUCAGUUCCAGCAAGUCAAACGGCUACAGAAGCUGCAGAACUGGCAAUGGCUGUGGGUGCCUCCAUUCAGUCUGCUGCAGUGGAUCAACCAGUGCUCCUUUCAAAUACCCGCCCGGGUUCAAAAGCAAGUAGCACAAAUGGUUGGGGAAACCCAGUGGAUAAUGCUAGUCAUGGUGGAUGGAGCCUUGAUGGUACACCUACACAUUCGGCUUCAAGUAGCAGUGGAUGGGCAGAUGAAUCAAAAUGGGGAGAAUUCAAUGGGUUGGGUGUGCCUGAAUCUAGGCUAAUUCGCAAUCAAACUCAACUUAACAAAACCCAGAAUAACAUUCCCCAAGUUGUCCAAACAAGCAACACAAAUCCUGUAUUGGCUUCUCCAGCUCCAUCUGCUCCACCUAUUCCUGAGGCUUUAACUGAAGGCCCGGUGUACUAUCCACCAAUUGAUUUGAGCCCAGUGGACUUGUCUGUUCCAGCUGCAGAAUAUGAUGCUGCAGGGACGAGUAAAACAAAGGAUAAAGGUGAUUCUUCCUCAUGCGUGAUCUGUUGGGAAGCCCCAAUCGAAGGUGCAUGCAUUCCCUGUGGUCAUAUGGCUGGGUGCAUGACUUGUUUGAAUGAGAUCAAAGCCAAGAAAGGGGUUUGCCCUGUUUGCCGAGCAAAGAUACAGCAGGUUUUAAAGCUUUAUGCUGUUUGAUGCACAAACUGGAUAUAACACAGUUGGAAUUGGUAAUUUUGGUUGUGAUAUAUUCGUGUAAAUUCUACUUUGUAAUUGACGAGCUUGUGCUAUAGAUUCUAUGGAUUUGUGAGAGAGCAUUGAGCGUACACAUAGCAAGUUGGCAUCUUAGUGAGUGUACAGUAUGACAAAUGUGGCAACUACUCAAGAUCCCAUUGACAGAAUUCUGCUUGCCAUUUUAAAAUGUUUUUGAGCAUCACAUGAAGAGUCUCAGUUAGACAACAUACAAUCUGCAGCCCUCAGGAGUCAGGAAACCUUCACAUGUGGUAUGUAAUCUGUUACUUGGAGUGGAAACAGUUGAAUGAACCAUCCUAAACCCUGAACAUAUUUGGCUGUAAAUCCUGUAAUCUGCCUUUUCUAUUUUUUCCUGAACCCCUUUCAGUUAUAGAAUGUUGAUUCGAGUGGAUGCUAUUUGGGUAAAAGAAUUAUGGUUUCAGUUCU